CACGCGUCGAAAUGAUGUCAUUUCAUAACCCGUCACACUUUUUCAAGAGAUUUCCUGAGUGAGAAGUGAAUCUAAGAAGCGUGCGCUGCAGCUUCAGAAAGAAAUGAAAGAUCACAUCAGUGUAUAUAUAAUAUAAUACUUUUAUCUUCUAUGUUUUGUGAAGCGCGUGCUUGCCAGAAUAUCAAAGGAGCGGCUGUGUUCACGCGGGGUCGCGCGCGCUCCCCACACCAUCUGCGCCAGGCGCAGGUUCCGAAAGGCGACCCGCGCGAAGAUGUGCUCCGCGCGCGCGGUCUCGUGCGCGCUCCUCGCGCUUCUCUGCGAAGUGUCGUGCGUGCCGCACACCGCGCCUUCGCCCGUCGCUCUGCUCACCUCGUCAUCCUCAUUUCUCACUGCGGAGGAAGGCGAGCCGCGCGGCGGCGGCGGCGGCGGCACGAAUCACUCCCUGGCCGUGGGGUCGCGCAUUCGCUCCAUCGCGAAGGACCUCCCCGCGCUGAAGAACGUCGUCAUCUGUGUCUGCGCGCUCACGGCGCUUCUCAUCAUCUGCCUGCUCGUCAAAGUGUACAGAUCUGGUAGAAAAAUACGAAAAACUCGGAAGUAUGAUGUAAUUACAACUUCUGCUGAAAGAGUUGAAAUGGCACCUUUAAAUGAUGAGAAUGAUGAUGAAGAUGAUGCUACUGUCUUUGAUGUCAAGUACAGGUAA
Scleropages formosus (Asian bonytongue) is the source of this 700-nucleotide messenger RNA. Its product is annotated as membrane protein FAM174B-like. Bases 272 to 700 code for a protein of 142 amino acids. Lineage: Eukaryota; Metazoa; Chordata; Actinopteri; Osteoglossiformes; Osteoglossidae. The transcript is spliced from 2 exons. The record is from RefSeq and is a predicted model, not a curated record.